Molecule: messenger RNA, 603 nt
Organism: Naegleria fowleri
Lineage: Eukaryota; Heterolobosea; Eutetramitea; Acrasida; Naegleriidae
Exons: 1
Coding region: 1-603 (200 amino acids)
Biological process (GO): positive regulation of TOR signaling; cellular response to amino acid stimulus
Cellular component (GO): Ragulator complex
Source: RefSeq, a predicted model, not a curated record
AUGAGUCUUCUCUCAUCCAGUCUCAAACAACAACAGCACCACCAACAACAACAUCAGCCACAACAACUGGCACAAAGUUUUGGUCGACAGCAACAACAACAGCAAUUUAUAGCAACACAAGAUCAAGAACAAAAAUUUAAGAAUAAUCCGUUUUUUGAAAAAUUAUUUAACAGAAUUGAUGGACUUGUUUCAAUAAUUGUGUGUGAUAUGGAGGGAAAUAUUGUGGCAAGAGGUUAUUCCGAGGAUUGUACAAUUGAAUUUGAUAAUACUUUUCCAUCCACACAUAUUCAGGCUGCUGAACAAGCUAACAAAUUACCGUUCGGAAAGAAUAGAUAUUUAAUCAGUUGUUAUGACGAUUAUUCAGUUCUGCAAAUGCAUACAGAACCAACCAAAGUUGCAAAUCAAGAGCAAGGCAUGAAUAAAUCAAAAUCAGAUGCAUCAAUAGAAAAUGAUGAGGAUGAGGAAGAAGAAUUGGGAGAUUCAUUGUUUGUUUCUUUCAUAUGUACGUCCGAUACAAGUUUGCAACUCAUAAUUGAUUUGUCGGACCAUAUCUUAGAAGCAAUGAAGACUCUUUACGCGUCACCCGAGAUGGCAGAUCAAUAA